CCAUCUCGCCGAAACCGUGUCCUCCAGCACUCAAAAAUUAAAAAGUUCCAACCAUGUGAUAAACGCACUCGAAUUCCCCCGUCCUCCCUCCGUCCCCAACGCCCCCGCCUCCUCUCUCUCUCUUUCCUUCCGACUAUCUCGCGAUGGUCGGCGACGAUGACGCCCCCCGACUCGGCUCAGGCACGACUCCCGGCCCGCCGGCUCGCGUCUCGCUCGCCCCCUUCUCGCCCUUCAUCUCCCCGACCCCGCGCCGCCUCUCCAGCUGCUUCAACGAUCCGAGCAGGGCUGCGACCCCGGCGUGGAAGAAGCUCGCGUGGGUCUCCCUCCAGGGCCGCCUGGUCGGCGCGCAGGAGGCCACAUCGGCCAGCUCUGUAGGAAGGUGCUUGGCGCCGCCGGAAGCCGUGGCUUGGGAGCUGUUUAGUCCACUCCAACGGGUUCUCAUCGUUGCCAUCGUGGCCGUGGCCGCCUCCAAGUCGAAGAGAGCUCGGAAGAUAGCGCAACUCCACAGAUCCGUAGAUAUAAGGGAUCAGGUGCUGCUAAGCAUGCAGCAGAAGCUCGACAACUUGUGUGAGCAGAUGAAUUCAUUGCAGAACGAAUCAAUGAAACAAAGUAUAAACUUUUCAUCUGAGAAUCAUAGGUUUGCUGCUGCCCAGAAGCUGGGACGUAGAGGAGCUAAAUUGUGUAGCAACAGGUGUUCAAUUCUGGACUUGAAUCCUGGGAGUGGCAUUACUCCUCUUUGCAAGAACCUGUCACAUAGGCUCCAGGAUCUGAAUGGAAUAGAAUCUACCAAAGAUGAGAUGUUGAAGACCUCAAUCAUGAAUAUGGCGGAGCAAGAGGAGCGUCGAAUGUCCGAUUUGUCUGAUUUUUGUUGGAGUGUCACAUCCUCUGUAGAUAUUCAGUUGAACUCACUGGCGGCGGAGCAAGAAUUUUACAACCUUAGAAAUGAGUGUGAAGAGAAGGAUGUUACCAUAAAGGAACUGACUGCUGCUGCCCAUGCAUCCAGUGUUGCCGGCUCUAAGAGGAUUAUGGAGUUGGAGGAGAUCAUAAGAAGGAAAAAUAUGGUAAUAUCUAAAUUGAAGAAAGACAUGAUGUUUCUGGAGCAACAGGUUAUUGAACUAACAAGGCUUCGAAGAGCCUCUUGUUCUGCUUCAAACUCAGAUAUUAGGCAGCUCCCAGUCAUGGCAAAUAAUAUUCUCUAUGACAUGAGUAGUACUAGUCCAUCAUCUUCAGAUUGUGAUUCUCCUGUGGAACACAAAGAACUCCACUCUCAAGGAUCAAUUGCGUAUCAUAGUCCUCAGCAAGAAGCCUUUGCAGUGGUAGAGAGUCAGAGGCAACCUACAACCAAAUCCUUUUCUUCCUUAAACAGAUCUUCAGGGAGGCUUCAGAUGCGGCGCUCUGUUAGUCCUCUAAAAGAGAAUCGAAUGAUUCAGAGAGCUGAAUCAAAUGUGGUGCCUAGACCCAGGCAAUUGCUAUCUUGUAGUGGAGAUUCAAAGAGAAUUAAAAGGCAUACUCAGCAGCGAUCAAAGAACAUUUCUGCUCCCCAGAAGAGAUGGGUUUAAGUACUUUUGUUUAACUUGAAACAAGAAUAUUUCCAGAAGCAGCUCCAGAACUGGUACUACAGGGAAGUAUUGAUUAGGAAUGCGAGGAAGAAAACUGAAUGUUAUGAAGGCUACACAUAGCAUGCAUGGAAAGUAGCAGAGUUAUACUUCACAUUACAGAUAGUGGUUACUUCGAUAUUUUGCUGUCUUACUGAUGAUGGCAAUGGAGGUGAAUGAUGAUGUAAUCAUUGAACAGCCGAAACAUCUACAUAUCAGCACUUUACUGCAAUUUGUGUCAGGCACACUUUCUCCUAGUAUCGUUCUAUUCAGUGAGAUAGAAAAAUGUUGAUAUAAUUUCUUGCUA
Messenger RNA from Elaeis guineensis (African oil palm), 1902 nucleotides. RefSeq lists its product as uncharacterized. Lineage: Eukaryota; Viridiplantae; Streptophyta; Magnoliopsida; Arecales; Arecaceae. The record is from RefSeq and is a predicted model, not a curated record.